CAUUUUUUUUUGAGACACUCAAUGCUCUCAUAGAGCUUUGACUUCACCUUCCAUCAUGUUAUGAUGGAUGUCUUGUUAACUGGAAAUACUUUCUUGCCAUGCCUUUUUGUUUCCAUUCAGUUAUGGGCAUAAAAUGGUAAUCUAGGUCUACGGCCAAGUAAAUGUGUUGCUGUUGGAACUCAUGGUGCUUUAGAAAUUCCAAUUCCAAUAUUCCUUUUACCCCCUUAACUGAAAAUGAACAUAAGUCUUAAAACAACUAAAUUCUAAAAUAAAGUGAGUCUAAAGCACAGCGGGCAGAGGGAUUAGCAGAUUGUGUGAGUGCAUGCUUGUGUGAGUGUUUGCUUGUGUGAGUGUUUGCUUGUGUUGUCAAAUAAGAAUUGUGUGUUAAAAAUUUAACAUGAGCUUGUGCUCACAUGAAAUGCUGCUGAAACCAGCUUAAAGACAUAAGUUGGAUUGAAAAGGACACACAUUGAUAAUUCAUGAACUAUGCACUUUUUGUAUCUUACUGCACAAAGCAUGCUAUUUCUUGAGAAGAAUACACUAACUCAUCUUGGCCGAGCUUUGCAGUAGCUGGAGUAUAUAAUAGGGUCCAGAUUUUCUUGUGGUACACAGUCAGUAUUUUGUUUUCUCAGCACGAGUAAUCUUUUAGCUCGUAGUCUUUAAAUAUCUUUCCUCCUAUCAGAACUAGCACUUCAGGAAACAAUAACUCAGCAAGUGAUCAAGUGUUGUAGGAGUACUUGUUUACCUUGGCUGCGUAGAAUAAUUAUGCAUGUCCACCACCAAGCAAGGGAAAACUGAGUGCAAUCUUGAGCUCUGAUGGAGUUGGGUUGAAGGGUAUCACCCCUGCUGUCGGCCUUGCUCCUCGAGUCUAAGCUUCAGACCCUGAUGGCGAUCCGUGAGGUGAUGAAGCAAAUCAGGCAGAAGGGCAAGGCAUUCGCUGAGACUAAUCUCUUGGAUUACCACAUAUAUCUGGUGAUAUCAUUAUGCACAGGUUUGCCAGGCAAGAUAUCAUGCUUUCCGAUGGGAUCAAAGAUCUGGAAGGACGCAGUCGAGAGCCUUCAGGUUAUGGAGCACCUGGUGAUAUCAUUACGCACAGGUUACGCACAGUUGUCAGGUUAUGGAGGGCUCGGCAUCAAAGAUCUGGAGGCCUUCAGUCUAGCGUUUCGCCUGAAAUGGCAAUGGUUCCGAUGGGAUGAGGAGGAUCGGCCAUGGAAAGGCACAGCAACGCCUUGUGACCAAUCUGAUAUGGACCUCUUUGCAGCUUGUACAAACUAUCUCUUUUGAGAAUGCUGAGACCACGAGGUUUUGGUCUGAUUGUUGGCUCAAUGGACAGGCUCCACGCCACAUCGCACCUCUCUUCCACCCAUUGGCUUCGAGGAAGAAUCUGAUGGUCAAGGAGACCCUCAUAGGCAGCCGAUGGAUGAGAGGGCUGCACCGGCUGGUCAGUGAAGCUAAGCUUGAUCAGUUUCUGAACCUUCGGACUGCUAUUCAGAGCGUGCAUCUCACUGAGAAUACACUGAGAAUAGAGAUACGAUUAUUUGGAACCUUACAACUGACAAGAAACAUUCGGCUUGCUCUGCCUAAAACGUCCAGUUCAUUGGCAUGCUCAAGCAGCCGCACCUUGAGAUUUCCCUGGGAGAUAAGAGCAGAGGGAAAAGCCAAGUUCUAUUUCUGUCUGCUGCUACUAAGUAGGAACUGGACUGCGGAUCGUCUGCUGGCAAGAGGAUGGCCUCACAAUGAUGUGUGUUGCCUUUGUGAUCAGCAUCCUGAAACGGCGAACCACCUAGCCUUGUACUGUCCUUACGCCAAGGAGGUGUGCAUGCAGUUCCAAGGGUCACACCAAGAUGUUGUUCAGCUAAUUGAUGCAGCCACGGCGAUCCACAACUGGUGGGUGAGGGCCAGAAGAACAAAACCUGAUGAUCAGCAGAGGAAGAACAUCUCACUUUUGGUAUAUGUAUGUUGGGAUAUCUGGAAAGAGCACGGAAGAAGAAUUUUUCAGCAAGAGUCGAAGCCGGCGCAUGUCGCCACGAGUAUGGUCAGAGCUGACUUUGAUCUCCUGGAGUUAGCCUAUGAUAGAGUCGGUAUAGUCACAAAUAUGCUAGUACGGGCCUGACUGCUUCGGCAACCAUCCUAGGUGUUUUUUUUUUUUCUUUCUUUUUCACCUGAGUUCCUGCACGUUGUGGUGCCUGGGUCAUUUGUAUUUGGAUUGUUUUCCCUCUCUGUAGUGCAAAACCAGAGCGCCUGCUAUUUCCCUAAAAAAAAAGAGAUAUCACGCUUGAUGCAAUUUUGAUGGCUAGGCAAGGGUUGCACAAUGCCUUUGCUCCACAUGUUUCAUGGUUGCUCUGAGAUUGACUGAUAUUCUCAGUUGCCGACCUUCUGAAAGAAAUCGGAUGCUCAGAAAUGAUGGUGUCACGGUGUCCUAUGACCUCUCAACGGACAAGCAUGCACAAGAGUUGUUUCAGACAGGAAAGAACCUUCUUACGGGAAGCUAAGCAAGGAAGAUUGUAAGAUCAACAGCAUAGAGCCAGUGCCUAAGAGCUGCGAGGUUGUGACCAUGUGCACACUCGCACAGGUAUGCUCACCAGGUAUGAGAAGCUCCUUUCUGAUGAGAGGAAGCUUAGGUGUCUAAAGUUUGUACAGUAUGGUAAGGUUGCUAUUAUGCUAUAAUACUUGCUUAAGAUCUGUAACUGAGCAGCUGUAUAACUAGCUUUAAGAUCUGUGUUGUUGAACUCAGUUAGUUGUAUUGUAUGUCUAGCUUUAGGACCUGUAGUUGGAAAAUUGUAUAACCAGCUACAAGAUGUGUAAAUAUUGUAUCCUUGCAUAGUAAUACAACUUCCGAUUAUGUAUAUAUGGUCGUCCAACUC
This is a messenger RNA of Lolium perenne, 2864 nucleotides long. RefSeq lists its product as uncharacterized. The record is from RefSeq and is a predicted model, not a curated record. Lineage: Eukaryota; Viridiplantae; Streptophyta; Magnoliopsida; Poales; Poaceae.